GAAUAGUUCAUAUCCAUCCUUCACUACAGGAAGAAUCAGAAUGAUGCCACAGACUCAAACAGUUUUAGACACUAAUGACUAUUCACAAACAUUCGGGAAAUCACAGCAGAUAUUUAAAGGAGAUGGUGAAUUUGCAGAAACUGGGCAACAAUCAUUAUGUACAGAGAGUAAUUUAGUCGUCAAACAAGAAGACAAUAAUUAUGCCUUAUCUAGUGAAAUGAUUAUCCCAGAGGAUAAGCCACAAAUAUUUACUGAGUUUUCAAAGCAUUUUAAAGAAGGGAAAAGUCUGCAGUCUAGCCAAAUGAUUCAUACAAAGGAAAGACCUUUCAAACUUACAAAAUGUGAGAAAAGCUUUAGAUGGAAGUCACAUCUCCUGCAACACCACAAAAUUCACACAGAUGAAAAGCCAAACACAUGUACUGAGGGCAGCAAAUGUUUUAUAAAAAUGACAAAACUUAUAGCUCAUAAAAGGACCCACACAGGAGAGAAACCAUUCAGUUAUACAGAGUGUGGAGUACAGUUUACACAAAGGUCCAGUCUCUUAGUUCACAAUAGGAUUCACAAAGGAGAAAACCCUUUCAUAUGUACAGAAUGUUGGAAAAUGUUUGCAGACAAGUCAAGUUUCCUAACACAUCAACUUAUUCACACAGAGGAGAAACCUUUUACAUGUGCAGAGUGUGGGAUAUAUUUCACAAAAAAGAUUCAUCUUGCAUCACAUGAAAGGACCCACACAGGGGAGACACCAUUCACCUGUACUAAAUGUGGAAAACGUUUUAAACAAAAGGGUAAUCUGAAAACUCAUUACAGGAUUCACACAGGGGAUAAACCAUUCACCUGUACUAAAUGUGGAAAACGUUUUAAACAAAAAAGUAAUCUGAAAACUCAUGAAAGGAUUCACACAGGAGAAAAACCUUUCACAUGUACAGAGUGUGGAAAAGGUUUUACACAAAUGGAUGGUCUGAAAACUCAUGAAAGGAUUCACACAGGGGAAACCCCUUUCACAUGUACAGAGUGUGGAAAAAUGUUUACAACAAAGAGUAAACUGAAAAAUCAUGAAAGCAUUCACACAGGGGGAAACUAUUUUACAUGUACAGAGUGUGGAAAACAAUUUACACAAAUGUAUUGUCUGAAAACUCAUGAAAAGAUUCACACAGGGGAAAAACCUUUUAAAUGUACAGAGUGUGGAAUAUUUUUUACACGUAUGAGUAAUCUGAAACAUCAUGAAAGGAUUCACACAGGAGAAAAGCCUUUCACAUGUACAGAGUGUGGAAAAAGUUUUACACAAAUGAGUAAUCUGAAAAAUCAUAAAAGGAUUCACACAGGGGAAAAGCCUUUUACAUGUACAGAGUGUGGAAAAUGUUUUAUAGAAAAGAGUAAACUGAAAAAACAUGAAAGGAUUCACACAGGGGUAAAGCCUUUCACAUGUACAGAGUGCGGCAAAUGUUUUACAGAAAUGAGUACUCUGAAAAACCAUGAAAGGAUUCACACAGGGGAAAAGCCGUUCACAUGUACAGAGUGUGGAAAAAGUUUUACAGAAAAGAGUACUCUGAAAACUCAUGAAAGGAUUCACACAGGGGAAAAGCCUUUCACAUGUACAGAGUGUGGAAAAAGUUUUAGACAAAUGCAUUCAAUUUAUAUUCAUGAAAGGAUUCACACAGGAGAAAAACCCUUCACAUGUACAGAGUGUGGAAAAAGAUUUACACAAAUUAUUAAUCUGAAAACUCAUGAAAUGAUUCACACACUAGAAAAGCCUUUCACAUGUACAGAGUGUGGAAAAAGUUUUACACAAAAGAGUGAUCUGAAAAAGCAUGAAAGGAGUCACACAGGGGAAAAGCUGUUUACAUGUGCAGAGUGUGGAAAACGUUUUACAGAAAAGAGUAAUCUGAAAACUCAUGAAAGGAUUCACACAGGAGAAAAGCCUUUCACAUGUAAAGAGUGCGGCAAAUGUUUUACACAAAUGGAUCAUCUGAAAAGUCAUGAAAGGAUUCACACAGGAGAAAAACCCUUCACAUGUACAGAGUGUGGAAAAAGAUUUACGCAAAUUAUUAAUCUGAAAACUCAUGAAAUGAUUCACACACGAGAAAAACCUUUCACAUGUACAGAGUGUGGAAAAAGCUUUACACAAAAGAGUACUCUGAAAACUCAUGAAAGGAGCCACACAGGAGAAAAGCCCUUCGCAUGUACAGAGUGUGGGAAAAGAUUUACACAAAUUAUUAAUCUGAAAACUCAUGAAAUGAUUCACACACGAGAAAAACCUUUCACAUGUACAGAGUGUGGAAAACGUUUUACACAAAAGAGUGAUCUGAAAAAGCAUGAAAGGAGUCACACAGGGGAAAAGCUGUUUACAUGUGCAGAGUGUGGAAAACGUUUUACAGAAAAGAGUAAUCUGAAAACUCAUGAAAGGAUUCACACAGGAGAAAAGCCUUUCACAUGUAAAGAGUGCGGCAAAUGUUUUACACUAAUGGAUCAGCUGAAAACUCAUGAAAGGAGUCACACAGGAGAAAAGCCUUUCACAUGUACAGAGUGUGGAAAAUGUUUUACAGAAAAUAGUAAUCUGAAAACUCAUGAAAUGAUUCACACAGGGGAAAAGCCUUUCACAUGUACAGAGUGUGGAAAAAGCUUUACACAAAAGAGUACUCUGAAAACUCAUGAAAGGAGCCACACAGGAGAAAAACCCUUCGCAUGUACAGAGUGUGGGAAAAGAUUUACACAAAUUAUUAAUCUGAAAACUCAUGAAAUGACUCACACACAAGAAAAACCUUUCACAUGUACAGAGUGUGGAAAAAGUUUUAAACAAAAGAGUGAUCUGAAAAAGCAUGAAAGGAGUCACACAGGGGAAACGCUGUUCACAUGUACAGAGUGUGGAAAACGUUUUACAGAAAAGAGUAAUCUGAAAACUCAUGAAAGGAUUCACACAGGAGAAAAGCCUUUCACAUGUACAGAGUGUGGAAAAAGCUUUACAAACAAGAGUAAUCUGAAAAGUCAUGAACGGUUUCACACAAGAGAAAAGCCUUUCACAUGUACAGAGUGUGGAAAAUGUUUUACAGAAAAGAGUAGUCUGAAAACUCAUGAAAGGAUUCACACAGGAGAAAAACCUUUCCCAUGUACAGAGUGUGGAAAAAGUUUUACAGAAAAGAGUACUCUGAGAAAACAUGAGAGAAUUCACACAGGGGAAAAACCUUUCACAUGUACAGAGUGUGGAAAAAGUUUUAAACAAAAGAGUGGUCUGAAAAAGCAUGAAAGGAGUCAUACAGGGGAAAAGCUGUUCACAUGUACAGAGUGUGGAAAACGUUUUACAGAAAAGAGUAAUCUGAAAACUCAUGAAAGGAUUCACACAGGAGAAAAGCCUUUCACAUGUACAGAUUGUGGAAAAUGUUUUGCACAAAAGAGUAAUCUGAAAUAUCAUGAACGGUUUCACACAAGAGAAAAGCCUUUCACAUGUGCAGAGUGUGGAAAAAGUUUUACAGAAAAGAGUACUCUGAGAAAACAUGAGAGAAUUCACACAGGAGAAAAAAAAAUGUUUGACACAAAUGAGUAGUCUGAAAACUCAUGAAACGAUUCACAAGGGAAGAAACCUUUAGCAUGUUUAGAAAGUAGGGUUGCUACCUUUUGCACAGCCGAUUCCCUGACACUUUACAAAUGAGCAUGGUUGAGGAUGUGGUUAGGGGUGUGGCUUUACACUACCUUAAAGGAACAUUCCAGCCAAAAUUGGAAUCCACGUGUAUGCAUUUCAGUUUUGAGUAGAAGCAUUUUUGUAAUAUAUCUGUAUUAGAAAAAAAUGCUUCUAAUAAGUUAUAGUUGUUUCAAAAUUGUAUUUAAGUAUGCACCGUGCACCAGCAUUUUAAACACAGCACUUGCUCAGAGAGCCUAAGGUGAUUUUACCAUCUGGUAAUGACUCAAUUUGUUCAUUGCUGACAUGAUACUAGACCCACUGGUGCUAUGAGCAGCUGCAGUAUUUAAAAUGCUGGUGCACUGAGAGUAUCUAGCUAUGCUACACAUGCAUGUGCAGAGAAAAAUAUUAUCACUAAAAUAGUGAUAACUUUUACUAGAAACAUUUUUGCCAAUACGUGUUUAUUUCAAAUAUGUUUCUAUCCAAAGAUGUAAUUCAUCUGUGUAUUUAAAUUUUGACCGGAGUGUCCCUUUAAUAAAAUAUAUUUUACCAUUUUUUGGUCUGUCAUUAAAGGAUUGAGUGUUAUAAUGUUUAAUUUAAUACACAGACAGCAAGGAUAGAUGAGAGAGAGAUGAUUGAUAGAUAUAUACAGUUUGGUAGACAGAAUGACAGUAAGGUAUAUUCAUAAAAUAAUAUAUAUAUAUAUAUAUAUAUAUAGAUAUAUAUAUAUAUAUAUAUAUAUAUAUAUAUAUACACACAUACACACAUUGGUAGAUACAGACAUUUAAACAGAUGGAUAGAAAAGAUAUGCAUAAAGAGAGAGUCAGAUAUAUACAUAGAUACAGACUAGUAAAUAGUUGCAAACAGAUAGACCAACAGACCGAUAUAGGAAGAUAAUAGACAGAUUACAGAGAGACAGAGAGCAAGACAAAUAGACAGAAAUAGAUAGAUACACAGACAGAAAGACAGGUAUACAGGAAGAUUUAAACUGAACUUGAUGACAAAACAUUUUAUAUUAACAAAGAAAUGCUUUAAAAACAUUAUGUAAAUGCUGAGACAUUUUUAUUUAGAUUUUUUUGCUGAUACAUAUUUUAUUGUUCAGAAUAAAGUGUAUAAGUAAUGCAGAUUCUAGUAAACAGACUAAGAUCUACUGUGUAACUUAGAGGACAAUUACUUCACUAGAGCUCCCUGGAUGCUACACUGAUCUGUGUAAUUUAACUCUAAACAGCCACUGACCUCUCUGCCACAUCAGUUUAUUGAGGCUCCGUGUGUGACAGAUAACUGCUGUUCCAAGGUGCCUGCACAUGGAUAAGUUUGGCUGCUGUUAGUCAGCUCAGAUUACCCGAAAUUCCUGACUUCACAGUUGCCUUUGCUCCCUGUAGACUUUCUGCUUGAUUUAUGAGUAACGCACCCCUUCCUCCUGCAUCUGCUUCACACACAAAGUGUGAACAGAUUUCUGAUGAUCUGUGUGCAGCCUACACUGUCCGGGUGGCAACCCUAUCUGAAACCCGGACACAUAACUCAAAAUGAUUUGAAACCCAGACUUUGCAGGUGAAACCCGGACGGGUGGCAACCCUAUUAGAAAGUGGAAAAAAGGUUUUUAUUGAAAUAAGGUAUCGCAAAACACCAAAUGUCAUGGAUACCAGACAGCCAAGGCUGCCCCCACCCCUACUGCCUGCCUGACUCCUUGUCACACCAGAUUUGGCCCUUUCAUGGCUAGCGGGAUCUUGUUGUCUCUUGCUUUCUACUGCUUUGACAUGCUGUUGCAAGCCACAAGAGUUGAACCCAUACCACCUCACUCCCUCCUAUUCCUCAGUGGAUUUGGGCUCCAGGGAGCAACCACAAUCUCCCAGACCUUUUGUUUAAUUUAUUUGGUGAUGAGUACUUUGUCAGAGAAGAGCUCGUUUCUGAUCUGAGAAACCCUCCUGGGCUGGCAGGGCUCCUGGAACUCCCGUUCAGCUACCGUGACAACGGAUACUCGCCUAUCCCCUCUCAGGUUGGCUGGAACUCCUGGUCAGACACAGAAAAGCAGGACACCUGCUGAUUUUACCCCUGGUCGCUCCAGCGGCCCUUUGCCCCAGAAUGCCACUCUUUUGGGGAUUGGUAGCCCCUAGGGUGGACAAGAGGUGGAGGAAUUACCGGAGGGGAGCUCCUUUGGGAACCGGGGGUUUUGGGCAACCAUACCCCCAUAACUUCAACAGACUGUAUCUCCAGUCCCCAGUAAUGAAUCAAGCUGCUUUUUAGAAUGUGGCAUCUGGAGACUGAGAGCUUUAAAAUGACACCAUGGGAUUACCCCAAAACUGCCACCCCUUGGAUUCUGUGGAACUGUGGCUGCUAUGGAUGCGCCAGCCUGUCUGGAGGGGUGGAAAUGGUGGGAAAAUUGUGGGAUUGUCCAGUGUCUUAUCAACAUGAGUAUAAAAGGAGUGUGUGUUUUCCAAUAAAAUCAGUUCUUGUUACACCUGAA
This is a messenger RNA of Bombina bombina (fire-bellied toad), 6074 nucleotides long. Its product is annotated as oocyte zinc finger protein XlCOF6-like. The record is from RefSeq and is a predicted model, not a curated record. Gene Ontology annotation, molecular function: DNA-binding transcription factor activity, RNA polymerase II-specific; RNA polymerase II cis-regulatory region sequence-specific DNA binding. Bases 41 to 3538 code for a protein of 1165 amino acids. Lineage: Eukaryota; Metazoa; Chordata; Amphibia; Anura; Bombinatoridae. Gene Ontology annotation, biological process: regulation of transcription by RNA polymerase II. The transcript has 3 exons. Gene Ontology annotation, cellular component: nucleus.